GCAGCGGGCGAUCUCCUUCACCUGCCACACUCCCUCCUGGGCUCUUAAGGCUAGCGAGGAGGGAGUAGGGAAGGACCCGCGCCCAGGGUAGGCCUUCCCAAGGCCCUAGAGCUGGUGACUGUUGCCUGGUGACGGGCCUGCGGGGUGCGGGCCGGGACGGUGGGCGCCCUCGCCAAGCCGGGCUGGGGGAGCGGCGAGGUCCGGGGAGCAGAUCCGAGAGGCCCGAGUCCCCCGAAGAGGCCUGGAGGCGACGGGAGACCAGGGCCGGAGUCAUCUGCGGGAGGAGAGCCCCUCUCUCAGGCCUGGAGCUCGGGUUUCCGCGGUGGCGAUCUUGGUUCCCUUUUGGGAAAUUGGACACUACUCCGCGCCUGGGUGAAACAGCUCCAGUCAGUUCUGAGGUAAUUAUAGCUACUUAGUAUUGCAGCCAUGGAGUCGAUGCUUAAUAAGUUGAAGAGUACUGUUACAAAAGUAACAGCUGAUGUCACUAGUGCUGUAAUGGGAAAUCCUGUCACUAGAGAAUUUGAUGUUGGUCGACACAUUGCCAGUGGUGGCAAUGGCCUAGCUUGGAAAAUUUUCAAUGGCACAAAAAAGUCAACAAAACAGGAAGUGGCUGUUUUUGUCUUUGAUAAAAAGCUGAUUGACAAAUAUCAAAAAUUUGAAAAGGAUCAAAUCAUUGAUUCUCUAAAACGAGGAGUCCAGCAGUUAACUCGACUACGACACCCUCGACUUCUUACUGUCCAGCAUCCUUUAGAAGAAUCCAGAGAUUGCUUAGCGUUUUGUACAGAACCAGUUUUUGCCAGCUUAGCCAAUGUUUUAGGUAACUGGGAAAAUCUACCUUCCCCUGUACCUCCAGACAUUAAGGAUUAUAACCUUUAUGAUGUAGAAACUAAAUAUGGUUUGCUACAGGUUUCUGAAGGAUUGUCAUUUUUACAUAGCAGUGUGAAAAUGGUCCAUGGAAAUAUUACACCUGAAAAUAUAAUUUUGAAUAAAAGUGGAGCCUGGAAGAUAAUGGGCUUUGAUUUUUGUUUAUCAUCAACCAAUCCUUCUGAGCAAGAGCCUAAAUUUCCUUGUAAAGAAUGGGACCCGAAUUUACCAUCAUUGUGUCUUCCAAAUCCUGAAUAUUUGGCUCCUGAAUACAUACUUUCUGUGAGCUGUGAAGCAGCCAGUGAUAUGUACUCACUAGGAACUGUCAUGUAUGCUGUAUUUAAUAAAGGGAAACCCAUAUUUGAAGUUAACAAGCAAGAUAUUUACAAGAGUUUUAGUAGGCAGUUGGAUCAGUUGAGUCGUUUAGGAUCUAGUUCACUUUCAAAUAUACCUGAGGAAGUCCGUGAACAUGUAAAACUACUCUUAAAUGUCACUCCAACUGUAAGACCAGAUGCAGAUCAAAUGACAAAGAUUCCCUUCUUUGAUGAUGUUGGUGCAGUAACGCUGCAGUAUUUUGAUACCUUAUUCCAAAGAGAUAAUCUUCAGAAAUCACAGUUUUUCAAAGGACUGCCAAAAGUCCUCCCAAAACUGCCCAAGCGUGUCAUUGUGCAGAGAAUUUUGCCUUGUUUGACUUCAGAAUUUGUAAACCCUGACAUGGUACCUUUUGUUCUGCCUAAUGUUCUACUGAUUGCCGAAGAAUGCACCAAAGAAGAAUAUGUCAAAUUAAUUCUACCUGAACUUGGCCCUGUCUUUAAACAGCAGGAGCCAAUCCAGGCUAGCAACAUGAUUUUGUUAAUUUUCUUACAAAAAAUGGAUUUGCUACUAACCAAAACUCCUCCUGAUGAGAUAAAGAACAGUGUCCUACCGAUGGUUUACAGAGCACUAGAGGCUCCUUCCAUUCAGAUCCAGGAACUCUGUUUAAACAUCAUUCCAACCUUUGCAAAUCUUAUAGACUAUCCAUCCAUGAAAAAUGCUUUGAUACCAAGAAUUAAAAAUGCAUGUCUGCAAACGUCUUCCCUUGCUGUUCGUGUAAAUUCAUUAGUGUGCUUAGGAAAGAUUUUGGAAUACUUGGAUAAGUGGUUUGUACUUGAUGAUAUCCUGCCCUUCUUACAACAAAUUCCAUCCAAGGAACCCGCAGUCCUCAUGGGAAUUUUAGGUAUUUACAAAUGUACUUUCACUCAUAAGAAGCUGGGAAUCACCAAAGAGCAGUUGGCUGGAAAAGUAUUGCCUCAUCUGAUUCCCCUGAGUAUUGAAAAUAAUCUUAAUCUUAAUCAGUUCAAUUCUUUCAUUUCCGUCAUAAAAGAGAUGCUUAACAGAUUGGAGUCUGAACAUAAGACUAAACUGGAACAACUUCAUAUAAUGCAAGAACAGCAGAAAUCUUUGGAUAUAGGAAAUCAAAUGAAUGCUUCUGAGGAGACAAAGGUUACAAAUGUUGGGUCUCAGCAGAUUGACAAAGUCUUUAACAACAUUGGAGCAGACUUUCUGACUGGCAGUGAAUCAGAAAGUAAAGAGGAUGGGUUACAGAAUAAGCAUAAAAGAGCUUCUCUUACUCUUGAAGAAAAACAAAAAUUAGCAAAAGAACAGGAGCAGGCACAGAAGUUGAAAAGCCAGCAGCCUCUGAAACCCCAAGUACACACACCUGUUGCUCCAGUCAAACAGACUAAGGACUUGACAGAUACAUUGAUGGAUAACAUGUCAUCUUUGACCAGCCUUUCUGUUAGUACCCCUAAAAUUUCUGCUUCAAGUACCUUCACUUCUGUUCCUUCCAUGGGCCUUGGCAUGAUGUUUUCUACACCAAUUGAUAAUACCAAGAGAAAUUUGACCAACGGCUUAAAUGCUAACAUGGGCUUUCAGACUUCAGGAUUCAGCAUGCCGGUUAAUACAAACCAGAACUUAUUCGGUAGUUCAAGCACGCCUGGAGUCACCAAGAUGACACUGGGAACACCUGCCACUUUGCCAAACUUCAGUGCUGUGAGUGUUCCUCCUGCUGGUGCAAAGCCGACUCAACAAAGACCCACAGAUAUGUCUGCUCUUAAUAAUCUCUUUGGCCCUCAAAAACCCAAAGUUAGCAUGAACCAGUUGUCACAACAGAAACCAAAUCAGUGGCUUAAUCAAUUUGUACCACCACAGGGGUCUCCAGGUAUGGGCAGUGCAGUAAUAGGAACACAGAUGAAUAUGAUAGGACAAUCUGCCUUUGGUGUGCAGGCUAAUCCUUUCUUUAACCCGCAGAACUUUGCACAGCCACCAACUACUAUGACCAAUAGCAGUUCAGCUAGCAAUGACUUAAAAGAUCUUUUUGGGUGAGGUGUCUUGCUCUAUUUUUGAAGAAUUACUUCAAUUUUAAUCAUGGGUGAGCUGAUUUACAUCUUUAUAUAGUUGGCAUGGAGGAACUACUUCUAUGAGGAAGUGGAUGGUUCUGUGACAGAAAACACCUUGUUUCCACGCCAGCAUAGUAGUUGUAUGGACUUCUUAACAGCUGAGUUUUUAAAAGCAUUGAGGAUUUUUUUUUCCUCUUACCACCUCCUCUUCAAGUUUUUAAAAGACCCAAUCCUUACCAAUCUCAAAGAGAAAAAAGACACCUGAGUAUCUUGAAUAGCAGAAUUUUUUAUUCAAAUGUUUAUUUUAGCUUGUAAAUCUUGUUUUAUUUAAAAAAUUGAGUUGAUGGUUAAUGCAAGAUCCAUAUGUUAAAUACUACAUGGUACACAGUCUGCCUUCACAAGUCAUUUGUCUUCAUUUUAAUGUGUGAAAAAUCUUGAUGCUCUAUUGAUUUGUUUGCAUUUAGUAUGACUGAGUGAGAUAAUGAUGAACCUAACGAAAAGGAUCAGGUCGCUUGCUCUUUCCAAUCUUAUUUACUUCUCAGAUUAACUAAUGUUCAAUACAAAAGUCUGAGCGAAUACUGCAAAAUUUUACUUAAUGUUCAUUUCAUUGGUUCAAACUGAAGGCAUUAUUAAUCAUCUUAAAUGCAAACUAAUCAUUGUAAAUUAUGUUUUAGCAUGGUCUGCCUCAAAUAGUAAUGUAUUUUUCUGCAUUUACUUGGAUAUAUUUAGAAUCACUUUCUUUCCUACUAUAUCACAGACAGAAGAAUAUGUACUGAUUUGUACAGAUACUUGACAGAGCCCUCUGGCGUGAUUUCCCUGACUCUUGCCUUCAUAUUUCAUUUUGAAUUCAAACUUCUGAGGUUGCAGCAUAUAUGAAUUGCAUUUUCAAAAGGGUAUUUGUAAGAAACUAUAUUUAAUGAGUAAACUUUUGAGAUUUCUGCUGUAUUGUUUCAAAUGUAAUAAACUUUACUUCUCUAAAAAUGAGCAGUUGUAUCUUCUCGCUACCAACAGAUUAAUUUUCAAGUCAUCAUGGUAAAGUCUGACCUCAUCAAUUACUGCAACUGAAGUUUAAUUGUUUUCUAGAAAUUUUAGGGACCUUUUGUUUGCAUUUUUCUGUGCACAGUUAGCCAUUUUUAGGAAAGAAAGACAAAAUUCUUCUAACAGGAAACAUGCUUUAUUUUUUAAAGCCUUUCUCUGAUACUUUUCUUUGAUGUGCUGAUUGUUCAACCACAAAGCCUUAUGCUGUAAAUGUUAUUUGUAUUUUGUUUAAAUUAUAUUUCACCAUUAUGUAAUAAUUUAAAAAUGAUCUUUCAGAGAACUAUAUAUGCAUUAUAGUUGCUGCCAUAGAGUUUGUGGCUUUUAAUUCUCCAAAACCAGCAAUCCUUUAAAAUAAAUCAUAUGAGCUUUA
Mustela erminea (ermine) is the source of this 4650-nucleotide messenger RNA. It is a transcript of the gene SCYL2, whose product is annotated as SCY1 like pseudokinase 2. Gene Ontology annotation, biological process: protein phosphorylation. The coding region runs from base 427 to 3228 and encodes 933 amino acids. Lineage: Eukaryota; Metazoa; Chordata; Mammalia; Carnivora; Mustelidae. The record is from RefSeq and is a predicted model, not a curated record. The transcript has 19 exons. Gene Ontology annotation, molecular function: protein kinase activity; ATP binding.